CUCCUUCUCCUCCUGGGCCCCGGGAAGAGGCUGGGCUGGAUCCCUGAGCAGCCGCCGCUCCUCCUCCGGGCAGGCUGGCUGAUGAGUCAGCUGACGCCGGCGCUCCAGCCUCGCCUCACGGCGCUGCGCUCUCUGCGCUCCCCCAAAGUGGCUGCAAACCGGCCGCCCACUUAAAGGUUUUGGGGGACAGAGAAAGUGAUGUGCGCCUUCUGAAGCCACGCCGGACCGCAGCCGUAAACGCUUCACCGUGUCAACUUUCUCCUUCCGCACCCCAAAGCCUUCUCUUGACCCUGGCCUCAGCCCUCCCCAAAGCCACUUAGGGUGCGUGCGCCUGGGUGAGGAGGGGGGUUGUCACUGGCUGUCCGGGAUGGCUUCCAAUUUUAAUGACAUAGUGAAGCAAGGGUACGUGAGGAUCCGGAGCAGACGCCUAGGGAUUUAUCAGCGAUGUUGGUUAGUAUUCAAGAAAGCUUCAAGCAAAGGUCCAAAAAGACUGGAGAAAUUUUCCGAUGAACGUGCUGCAUAUUUUAGGUGUUAUCAUAAGGUUACAGAACUCAACAACGUGAAGAACGUAGCUCGGUUGCCAAAAAGCACCAAGAAGCAUGCCAUAGUGAUUUAUUUCAAUGAUGAUACGUCCAAGACCUUUGCCUGUGAAUCAGAUCUUGAGGCUGAUGAAUGGUGCAAAGUUCUCCAGAUGGAGUGUGUAGGGACGCGAAUCAAUGACAUCAGCCUUGGAGAGCCUGACUUACUGGCUACGGGGGUUGAGAGAGAACAGAGUGAGAGAUUCAAUGUGUAUUUGAUGCCAUCUCCUAACUUAGAUGUACAUGGCGAAUGUGCCUUGCAGAUUACAUAUGAGCACAUCUGUCUUUGGGACGUCCAGAAUCCCAGAGUCAAACUCAUCUCUUGGCCGCUAAGCGCCCUGCGGCGGUAUGGACGAGAUGCUGCUUGGUUCACUUUUGAGGCAGGGAGGAUGUGUGAGACUGGUGAAGGGCUGUUUAUCUUUCAGACGCGAGAUGGGGAGGCCAUCUACCAGAAAGUCCACUCUGCUGCCUUGGCCAUAGCCGAGCAGCACGAGCGCUUGCUACAGAGCGUGAAAAAUUCAAUGCUCCAGAUGAGGAUGAGUGAGCGGGCCGCCUCGCUGAGCACCAUGGUGCCCUUGCCUCGAAGCGCCUACUGGCAGCACAUCACGCGGCAGCACAGCACGGGGCAGCUCUACCGCCUGCAAGAUGUCACCAGCCCUCUGAAGCUUCAUCGAACAGAGACUUUUCCUGCCUACCCAUCUGAGCACUGAUGGAACUGCCAAGAAUUGCUGUGUGACAUGCUUGUGAUGUGUCAGGCACAGAUCCACCCGGGAGGUCAGAGGAUGACCCCGAGGGAAGCGCUGAAGAAAAGAAGCUACACGUCCUGGCUAACUGCGUGGUCCUUGGGAAACUCUGCAAUACCAUAUUUUGUCUUUUUCUUUUUUUCCUUUCUUUUUUUUUCCCCUUAAAAAAACCUUAGCAUAAUCGAAACCUGUUCUAUAGAUAUCGACGUUUUCUUCCCUCUUUUACAGUUGGACAGAAAGGAGUCGAUGCCACAAAAUGAUUUUCUAUUGUAGAUACCAUGUCCCUGGCACCUCUCUGAAUCUAUCCUUUUGCCGAUUCUUGUGGUUUUUCCUUCUGAGUGUUUCAAUUGUAUGACAGUACUGACAAUAAAAUGGCUCUUAUUUGUUAUUCGUUUAUACCAUAUUCCUCAGUUAUUGAUAUUAUGGUUCCGCUUAACUGUUGGCCAUCAUAUUUUAUUAUAUUCCCCAUUAGGUAAAUCAGUGCUUUAACUCAGUAUUACCUAUUAUGUUAAUAAAUCACCUUUCCAAGCACCCUUUAUAUUCUUUAUAGGGUUACAAUUUCUCUCUCACACCAUCUCCCCUCUCCCUCCUUUUUAAAAAAGCCUUUAUUUUGUUUGGUGUACUUCCCCAAAACAUUUUAAAAUAAAAGAUCAUUCUUCACCC
This is a messenger RNA of Delphinapterus leucas (beluga whale), 1984 nucleotides long. It is a transcript of the gene DOK5, whose product is annotated as docking protein 5. Lineage: Eukaryota; Metazoa; Chordata; Mammalia; Artiodactyla; Monodontidae. Gene Ontology annotation, cellular component: cytoplasm. Gene Ontology annotation, biological process: cell surface receptor protein tyrosine kinase signaling pathway. The record is from RefSeq and is a predicted model, not a curated record.